Messenger RNA from Candidula unifasciata, 1143 nucleotides. Lineage: Eukaryota; Metazoa; Mollusca; Gastropoda; Stylommatophora; Geomitridae. The record is from the annotation of a GenBank genome assembly.
AUGCACAAAUCCGAAUCGGCAUCUAACAUUGAUGUCGUUGAUUAUGACGACAUGUUUAAUAUAUCAGGGGAAAUGUGGUUCAAUUUGUCUUGCGACAACCUCAAGAUCCGAAACCAGUUCUCCAAGAACAUUGUAGAACCAGUCAUUUGUGGGUGUGGAAUUGCAGGCAUCAUUCUAACCAUGGUCGUGCUGAGCCGCAAGAUUAUGUGUACCUCCACUAACUGCUACCUGACCGCUCUAGCGGUGGCCGAUCUACUCUUCCUGCUGAUCCUGGCUUCACGACUCUACGUCGACAAAAUGGAGAACUGUGACUUCCAUCUCAGCAGUAGGGCAGCUUUGUUUUUCGUCUACUCAAUUAUCUUCAUGGAUGUCUUCCAUUAUCUGACAGUGGGCAUCACCGUCAUGUUGGCUGUGGAACGAUACGUGGCCAUCUGUCAUCCUUUGAAGGCGCUGGCUUUCUGCACGGUGAGACGAGCACGCAUCAUAAUUGUGAGCCUGACGAUUGUGUCGUUUAUUCUGAGAUCUCCAAAGUUUUUCGAGCUGGAUAUUAGCCAUAGAGAAGUGGAGGGGCGGGCCAGGGAAAUGAUUGUUACAUAUGUUUAUCUUUACAAUGAAGGCAUCUACACGUAUAUCGUCACAGGUUUUCUCUUGACCUUCCUACCACUGGUCAGUCUGUCCGUCCUGAACCUUCGGCUGGUCAUGGAAAUCAGAAGGUCGUACAGAUACCUGCAGCACCACCUGGGAAUGGACUGGCACGUCCGGUCAGUGGCGUACAAAGAAGAACAUAAGAUGACUAUUAUGUUGGUCAGUGUGGUCAUGGCGUUCUUUAUAUGUCAGACUCCAUACAUGAUAUACAGCUUCAUUAUCGCUAUCGAGAAAUUUGAAGUCACAGAGAUGCCUACUGUGUCCUGGUGGGGGUUCUUCAAGUGUCUCUGCAACAUCCUGCUGGCCCUCAAGUCAUCCUGCAACUUCGUCCUCUACUGCUGGUUCUCUGAGAAGUUCUGGACUACCUUUAAGAGAAUCUUCUGCCUGCAGCGUUGUCCACCCACACAGCCCACGAUUCAGCCCAGCGAGAUCUGCUACAACCAUGUGAAAAGUAUUACCCAGCAGUCGUGUCUCAUCACUAAAGAGACAACUUGUUAG